Molecule: messenger RNA, 1079 nt
Organism: Mandrillus leucophaeus (drill)
Lineage: Eukaryota; Metazoa; Chordata; Mammalia; Primates; Cercopithecidae
Product: extracellular matrix protein 2
Exons: 6
Coding region: 1-801 (266 amino acids)
Biological process (GO): extracellular matrix organization; positive regulation of cell-substrate adhesion
Cellular component (GO): extracellular matrix
Molecular function (GO): heparin binding; protein binding; collagen V binding
Source: RefSeq, a predicted model, not a curated record
AUGCCCUCUCUGCCGGCCUCGUGCCUCCUGGCCCAGGCAGUCAUCGCCUGUGGCAACGUCAAGAUGAAGCAUGUCCCUACCCUGACCGACCCUGGUCUGACCACACUCUACCUGGCAGGGCUCAGCCAGGUGCUGACACUGGAGGUGGAAGGGAACCAGCUGCGUGACAGGGACAUCUCCCCCCUGGCCUUCCAGCCCCUCUGCAGCCUGCUCUAUCUGAGACUGGACUGGAACCGGCUGCGGACCAUCCCACGCGGCCUGCUGGCCUCCCUGCAGGAGCUACACCUGAGCACAAACCUUAUCCAGGAGGUGACAGAGGGUGCACUGAGUCACAUCCACAGCCUCAGCGUGCUAGUGCUUAGCCACAACCGGCUUCAGGAGCACCAGCUCGCGCCCCGAGCCUGGAUCCAUCUCCCGAAGCUGGAGACCUGUCCUACAACCAGUUCCUGCACCUGCCCCACAAUAGGCUGCAGGCUGACGGUAUCCAGUGUGUCCUUCCUGGGCCUGCACGCCUCACUGGCAGAGCUGCUCCUGGAUCAUAACCAGCUGCAGACCAUUCCACACGGCCUCCUGGGCCUCAAGGGACUGCAGGUGCUGGGCCUGAGUCACAACAGGAUCAGACAAGUGCCCUUGAAUUCCAUCUGUGACAUGCACGUGGCCCAGAACUCCAACCUCAUCUCCAUACACCUGGAGAACAACCUCACUGACCAGCGCCGCAUCCCACCCACUGCCUUCUCCUGCAUCCGAGCCUAUCACAGCGUGGUCCUCCAGCCCCAGCGGGGGGAGGAGGAGGGCUCCUAGUCCUGCCUGCUGCCUUCCUCCAGCACACACUCUGAUUCUCGAGGGGGUGGAGGGGCAGGCCGAGCUGUGCUUAGCCAUUGCACCCCUGAGAGAAAGGUCUAGAAGACCCAACUGCUUCCAGUGCACCCACUCCACAUUGACUGGUGAGGCCCCUUCACUUAGCAAGUGGCCCAGGGGCGAAAGGUGGCACUGGUUUGUACUUGAACAUAAUAAAUGCAGCUUGGGCAGGCUCACCAGCCAGCCUCCCUCCCUCCAGGAGCUACACUGCAUAUCCUGGC